AUGUCGUUAAACCCAUUCCUUCUUGCCGCUGACAACGAUGCCUCCCUAGCGCCUCUGCUCCGUGAGAAUCCAAGCCUUGCUUCUGCACAAGACGAACAUGGCUAUUCUCUCAUUCAUGCCGCAGCCAGCUACAAUCAUCUCGACUUACUCCGGAUGCUGGUUCUCGAGCUCAACGUCGAUGUCAAUCUGAAAGACGAAGAUGAUGAAACGGCGCUCUUCGUGGUAGAAACGAUGGAAGCCGCCAAGGUUUUGGUUGAGGAGUUGGGAGUCGAUGUGCACUAUCGAGGCGCCAGCGGCAUGACCGCUGCGGAAAAGAUUGCUUCCGAGGGUGACUUUCCAUAUAUUGCAGCCUACUUGGCCAGUAUUGAACCCAACAAGACGGGGAAACUAUCUGAUGCUAUGGCUGCUGAAACUAUUCCUGAUCGUCUUAGUACCCCACCACCUGGUAUACGACUCAAGAUUGGAAUGAUUGACUCAACAGAAGACAUCCCUGUUGAAGUUGACCAAGAGUUUCGUCGUCGCAUAGAAGAUUUAGCACAGCGGGAUGACUUCAAUGACCCAUCCGGCCAGGCAGAUUUACGCAGAUUAGUCGCGGAUGCCGUUUUGAAACAACGACUGAGUGACUAG
Messenger RNA from Ustilaginoidea virens, 627 nucleotides. RefSeq lists its product as uncharacterized. Lineage: Eukaryota; Fungi; Ascomycota; Sordariomycetes; Hypocreales; Clavicipitaceae. The coding region runs from base 1 to 627 and encodes 208 amino acids. The record is from RefSeq and is a predicted model, not a curated record. The transcript has a single exon. Gene Ontology annotation, molecular function: protein binding.